Molecule: messenger RNA, 2694 nt
Organism: Ylistrum balloti
Lineage: Eukaryota; Metazoa; Mollusca; Bivalvia; Pectinida; Pectinidae
Product: elongation factor 2-like
Exons: 16
Coding region: 1-2694 (897 amino acids)
Biological process (GO): translational elongation
Cellular component (GO): cytosol; ribonucleoprotein complex
Molecular function (GO): ribosome binding; translation elongation factor activity; GTPase activity
Source: RefSeq, a predicted model, not a curated record
AUGGCAAAACAGGCAAAUGUUAAACUCCAGCAUAUCUUACUGAAGACGGUGAAAGAUCUUCAAGCUGUUAUGAAAAAAGCUCAAACACCAGUAGCAGAGAAGAAACAAAUUAUUGGAUACAAGGGGAAAAACUGCUUAGGAGUUGGAGAAGAGAGAAAGUCGAUGUUAUUGGCACAGGUAAACUUUACGGUAGACCAGUUACGGUCGGCCAUGGACCACCGGACCGGUAUCCGGAACCUGGCUGUGAUUGCUCAUGUUGACCAUGGUAAGACAACUUUGACCGAUUCAUUGUUGGCCAAGGCUGGAGUGAUCAACACUGACCAGGCCGGUGACAAGUGUGCCAUGGACACUAGAAAGGAUGAACAACUCAAGGGCAUCACCAUCAAGUCCACUGCCAUUUCUUUGCUGUAUGAGGUAGAUCCAAAGCUGUUCCCAGCUGGAUCAGAAGCCGGACUAAAGGAAUGCAUUGUCAACUUGAUUGACAGUCCGGGUCAUGUCGAUUUCUCCUCUGAAGUGACGGCUGCGCUGAGGGUGGCUGACGGAGCUCUUGUAGUGGUGGACAGUGUUAGUGGUAAAUGUGUGCAGACUGAGACUGUCCUACGCCAGGCUUUGGCUGAGCGAGUCCGUCCAGUCCUCAUGCUCAACAAGCUUGACCGUUGUGUAAUGGAGGUCCAGCUUGACCAUGAAGAGCUAUACCAGUCUCUCUGCCGGACUAUCCAGAUGGUCAACAACACAGUUGACAUGUAUGGCCAGCCUAAUGUCAUGGGAAACCUUACACUUCAUCCCUCACUCGGUAAUGUUGCGUUUGGAUGUGGUCUGCACCGUUGGGGUUUCACUCUGCGGAGUUUUGCACGUCUGUAUGCGACCAAAUUUGGACUGUCAGAAGACAAAUUGAUGCGCAGGUUAUGGGGUGAACAUUACUAUCACCCUGGUACAAGGACCUGGAAUAAAGUCGGUGGAGACGGAUAUGUCCGAGGAUUCAAUAAGUUUGUCCUGGAGCCACUUUACACUAUGUUGAGAACUUUGAAGUCAGAGGAAAAAGAAGAAGUCUUCAGACUGACAGACAAACUCAACAUCCACUUGUCUGGAGAGGAGAAAUCAGAGACUGGUAAAUCUCUUAUGAGGAAGGUCAUGCAGAAAUGGCUGCCCGUGACUGAUGCUUUAUUAGAGAUGUUUGUGGUACACCUGCCUUCACCUGUAACAGCACAGACAUAUCGCACUGAUCUACUGUAUGAAGGACCCAUGGAUGAUGAUGCUGCUGUGGCUAUGAAGCACUGUGAUCCUAAUGGACCGUUGAUGCUGUAUGUUUCCAAGAUGGUACCCACAUCAGACAAAGGACGUUUCUAUGCCUUUGGUCGUGUCUUCUCGGGGACAGUGACCACUGGUCAGAAGGCUCGUAUCAUGGGACCAAAAUACGAACCAGGCAACAGCAAGUCAGCUGAUUUAUUCAUAAAGAGCAUUCCAAGGACUGUUGUGAUGAUGGGGGCUGGGACCAUGCCAGUAGAUGAAGUACCCUGUGGUAAUACAGUUGGCCUGGUAGGAUUGGACAAAUAUUUGAUCAAAUCUGGCACAGUCACAACUUACGAACAUGCUCACAAUAUGGCGGUGAUGCGUUUCUCUGUCAGCCCAGUUGUCCGUGUGGCAGUUGAUCCAUUGCAUGCAGCAGAUCUUCCCAAACUGCUAGAAGGUUUACAACGACUGAUGAAAUCUGACCCCAUGGUACAGUGUAUAACAGAGAAUGGUCAACACAUUGUGGCUGGAGCAGGAGAGAUGCACCUGGAUAUCUGUUUAAAGGACUUGGAGAAUGACCAUGCCUGUAUUCCAAUCAAGAAAUCCAACCCUGUGGUAACGUACAGAGAGAGUGUGGCCAAGAUGUCUGAUCGAGUGUGCCUGGCCAAGUCCCCGAACAGGCUUUGUCGAUUAAUGAUGACUGCAGAACCAUUACAGGAGGCACUAGUAGAGGACAUCGAAGAGGGAAAGGUCAAGGCGACACAAGAUGUUCGAGAGCGAGCACAAUAUCUGUCUGCCAACUAUGGCUUUGACAACCUGGAGGCACGGAAAAUAUGGUGUUUUGGUCCGAACAAUAACGGCCCUAACAUGUUGGUAGAUGUGACAAAGUCUGUACAGUACUUACAAGAUAUACGUGAUGUGGUCAAGGUUGGCUUUCAAUGGGCAACAGAAGAGGGAGUGCUAUGUGAGGAGAAUAUGCGUGGUGUGCGGUUCAACAUACAGGAUGCCCACAUCCACAGUGAUUCCGCCCACCGACGUUUGGCCCAGAUCCUGCCCUGCACUCGGCGAUGCCUGAUUGCCUCCCUUCUCACAGCAUCACCCAGACUGAUGGAGCCUGUCUAUGCAGUGGAGAUCAAGGCACCCACACAUGUGAUUGGAGGUGUGGUUAGCACUCUGGUCCAAAGACGAGGACAUGUUGUGGACCAACAACAAGACACUGGCACACCCAUGGCCACCCUUAAGGCAUACCUACCAGUCAAUGAGUCCUUUGGUUUUACUGAAGUGUUACGUGGUGAGACAGGUGGUCAAGCUUUCCCUCAGAUGGUAUUUGACCACUGGCAGGUUCUCCCAGGAGACCCCCUUGACAAUACAUCCAAGGCUGGACUCAUCGCCAAGGCAACAAGAGAGCGAAAGGGAUUGAACCCAAUGAUACCAUCCCUGGACAACUUCCUAGACAAACUGUGA